AUGGAGGAAACCGUCUUGCGCCCCCUGCUACAGGAGAUCGUCCCCGACACGGACUGGACGUACACCAAGAAGCGGGACGCCCAGGAGAUCGUGCCAGGCCUCUGGCUCGGGCCGUUCGGCGCUGCGCGAGACAAGGAAUUCCUCCAGCGCGCCAGCAUCACGGACGCGCUGGUCGUGCGGGCGCCGGAGGAGGCCAGGAUCAUCUUGGGGGCGUAUCCCGAGGUCAUUCGCUACGAGGUCCUCGAGUGCUGCGACAGCCCCUUCGAGAAUAUCAUCCGCUUCUUCCCGAACGUGAAGCAGCUGAUCGACGUGGUCCUCGGGAGGGGCGGGCGCAUCUUGGUGCACGGCAACGCUGGCAUGUCGCGGUCGGCGGCCCUCGUUGUCGCCUACGUCAUGCAGCGCUUCGAGCUCACCUCCGACUUGGCGCACCACUACGUGCUGACAAGGCGGCACUGCAUAUCCAUCAACGAGGGCUUCCGGAACCAGAUCCGCGAGUACGAGAUGCUGCACAAGGUGCAGCUGCAAUUUGGCCAGGGCGCCCCUGGCGCGGGCGGCCAGGACCCCCAGGGCCUCCCUCACGGGCAGAAGCGGUCCCUCGAGGCCGCGCCGAUGGAGACCUGA
Messenger RNA from Prorocentrum cordatum, 621 nucleotides. The record is from the annotation of a GenBank genome assembly. NCBI's taxonomy places the organism in Eukaryota, Dinophyceae, Prorocentrales, Prorocentraceae.